AUGCGCGCGUUCUACUGGUGGCUGACGGCGGCGGCCGCGGUGGCGCUGUGCGCCGGGCACGCGGCGGCGUGGCCCGCGCCGGCCGGCGAGGACGCCGACCUAUCCUCGGAGGAUCCUCCGACGCCCGCGCUCGCGCUCGGGGAGCUCGUCCCGCCGGCGACGACGCUCGAGCCGGAGCUCGACACGUUGGCGACGACGCCGGGGCCCGAGGACAACGCCACGGCGCCCGAGGCCCUCCACGCCGGGCCGCGCGUGCUGCAGCGGCUGGAGAACGGCUCCAUGCCGCACGAGUGCAACGGCUCCGGGGAAUUCACGUGCAUCCCCAAGUGCUGCCCCGUGGGGCAGACGUACCAGGACACCAAAUGCGUGCCCACGCACGUUCAAUUCAACCCAUUCAUCGCUAACUACUCCUAUGUGAAGGACGGGAUGGAUUUCGUGGAAUGGCCGCAGGGCUCCUUCGCGUUGGUCAUCGGGAACCCUUGCAAAGACUGGACUUACGUGAACUACACGGAAAUAGAUAUGUGGUCGAAUGGCCAACUGUUUCUCUACCACAAUCAACACACUACUGACGGGGAUGUUUUACAACCAUUCGAAUUUUGUCUGGAACACUCCGAAAGAGACACAGAAGCCAUAUUUUGCAUUGGACCGGGACCAUCUGUUCAAAGAGGCUUCGCCAACUGGCUGUAUACGUUUGGCAUGCUGGUGUCGGUGUCAGGGCUGCUGCUGACGCUGUUCGUGUACCUGGCGGUGGACGCCCUGCGCGACCUGCACGGCAAGUCGCUCAUCUUCCACGUGGGCUGCCUCGCCGUCGCCUACAGCCUGCUCGCCGCCGUGCAGCUCAGCGGCGACACCAACUUCGGCCCGUUCGUCUGCCGGCGCAUGGGUUUGAGUGACAUAUGGGUAAAUAUAUCAACAGUAGAUAAUUAA
Molecule: messenger RNA, 927 nt
Organism: Gryllus bimaculatus (two-spotted cricket)
Lineage: Eukaryota; Metazoa; Arthropoda; Insecta; Orthoptera; Gryllidae
Source: the annotation of a GenBank genome assembly